AUGAUGCUUCGUGUGGUGGCUACUUCCCUCAAGACGGGGCAGGCCAAGUGGUGGGACGAAAAGUCCGACCGCAUCAUCGAGGGCUGUGAGGCCUCGGGCGCCAUCGCGCCGAUCAUCUAUCCCAUGGAGGUCGACUCGGAGGGCUUCGUGGACGGUGGCUUCGUCGCGAACACGCCGAUCAUGAAGGCGCUGGAAGACGGAGCACAGACCGUGGUGGUCGUCAACCUGGACCCCGUCAACACGACGGGUUUGAUUCCAGAUUUGGAGGCACUCAGCAAGGCAGGGAUCGAUGUGGGGCUUAGCAUCGUGGAGUUCGAGUUCAACAUGAUGCAACAAAGAUACUUCUUGGAGCACGAGCUGCAGAUGGCCUGCUUCGGCUUUCCGGACCGCCGAAUCCUCGCGUUCACGCCACGUACAGAUCCAGGAAACUUCCUCUCCUUUUCUGGCAAGGCGCUGCAAAGGAUGCGCGAGCAGGGCAUUGAAACCGUCCGUGCUAGUGCCCCGGUGGACCUUUGCAAGAGUUUUUUUCCGGCCGGCCCAUCGGGGGCAGAUGAACGUCGACCUUCCGCCGCAUCCGGUGGCUGUCGAGACCUUCCUCGCGACAAAUGUGACCCCGAUGGACUUGAGGUUUGCUCUCCUUUGCUUCAUGCUGGGACUCACGAGUGGCUUGGCACUCAGGCGCGUGGCCUGUGGGCGAUUUCAGCCCGUGACCGAUGUCGCUUUGGACGUUUGAGAGUCAAAGCGAGUUCGCCGCGAUUGAAGCGAUUGAAGUUGCAGUCAAGGAGGUGGGAAUCAUAG
This is a messenger RNA of Durusdinium trenchii, 798 nucleotides long. The record is from the annotation of a GenBank genome assembly. NCBI's taxonomy places the organism in Eukaryota, Dinophyceae, Suessiales, Symbiodiniaceae.